AGUAGUCAGCCAGUAAAACCCAGCCUAUCAGCAUCAGCAUGUUAAUCUAUCCACAAUUUGAAUUCACAUUGCCUUUGCCAGUUACCCCCGGCAUUUCAAAGCGAUCGGUCGUGUUUCAUUGAGAGUUACUAUUUAUUUAUUUUUGAUUUUUUAAAACCUUUCAAAUGUUUAGAUCAAAAUGCAUUAAUAUAUAUUUUUAAUCCAACGAUUUCUUAAACAUAAUUCAAAAUUAAAAAAAUAAAUUUAGCGUAAAAUUUUUUUUUCUAAACUUUCGCAAUUUUUUCCGAAACUACGGAAAACGGAGAAAAAAUGUUUUAUGUUUUAUAAAUAUAACAUUCAAUUCAAUUUUUUAUUUUUUAUCUUCGUUUUUGUUGCUUCACAGUAUUAAAUCAGGCGAAAAUGAAAAUAAUAUAACAACAAAUGUAAUUUAUGUACCCAUAUAGACACAAUUUUAAAUUUAAAUCUGUCGCGCCUUUGAGCGAUACCACACACAUUUUGCGCAUAAAAAAUACUGAACUGAACCUCAGACAAACAAUUAAUUGUUCGAAAUGUGUUUCAAUAUGUAGCGCUUUUUUCUUGUUUUCUUAUUUUUUUCCUGAUUGAAUUUCUUUUGUAGUUACUUUUUAAAUGCUUCAAAUAAUUUGUUUUAUUGUUUUGAAUUAAAUGAUUCAUUAUGUUUUUGAAGAAAAAAUACAAAAAAAAACGAUACCAUGUUAAAAUUUUCAGAAACAAACAGAUUCCCCAAUAAUUUGAUUUAUAAAAUAAAAUUUUAAUACAAAACUAAAAAAGAAAAAAAACAGCAACUAUAAAUUAAUUACAUUUAUAUUCGAUCGUGUGCUCAGAAAUUUUUGUAGAUCGUUUGUGUUUCUUCUUAUAUUAAAGAACAAGGUCGGUCAAUGAAAGAAAGGAUCGCAAGUGAGACAAAAAUGUUACUGCUCAACAUAUCACUAAGCUAAAUAGUUUUCAACACAACCUUUCUUAAUUGGCAAGACAACAACAAAAUUGCAAACACGAAACUUAAAAGUGGAACUAUGGCCCUUUCGUCAGAUGGUGAUGAUUGCUUUCAGCUAAUCGAUAGCAAGUACAGAUGUAAACAUAGAUGUAGAUGUAGAAAAUAUUUGAAAGACUACUAUCAACACUUUGUUGGUUACCGUCAUGUUAAAGAAGAAAUCAUUUUUCUAGAACAGAUCCGUCAGGCAUCAACACAUCAUCAUGAACAAGAAUAUCAGGCAACAGGACCUCAUGGUUUCGAUAAAUACAGUAAGAAACGAUGCAACUGUAAAACCAAAAAAGUUAAACCUGAAAAAAUCGAUGAUGAUGAUGUUGAUGAUGGUGAAGAUGAUGAUGAAUAUCAUGAUCAUGAUAAAUAUUAUCGUGUUGAUGAUGAAGAUGACGAUGAUGAAUAUGAUGAUGAUGAUGACGAUAAUGAUGAUGAUAAUGAUGAUCAUCAUGAUCAUCAUCAUUUUCGUGAGAUAAGUUUUUUGGAGUCAACGUCAUCUUCAUCGUCAGAAAACUGUACGUCAAUUUUUGCACAAGAGUUGCAUAGAAAAGCAUUUACGUCACCACUGGAGGAUAAAAGACCAACAACAAAUUCAUUUGUUUUAGAUCCAUUAGCUGAAACAUUAGUGCCAAAUAAAUUCGAAUCAUCUGCGCCGCCUUCCAUUAGUAGUAGUAGUUCACUAUCAUCAUUAACAAAAUGUACAAAAAAAGUUCCUUAUUCAAGUUUUCAUCACACAAAUUUGGAUUGGCGGUCCCGAAGAACUUUGACACAAUCAACAACAACAACAACAGCAACAACUAAAUUUAAAUCUUCAUCGACUUCAACAACAUCUUGUGAUAUCUUAUAUGAUUAUUCAAUUAUAAAUUCAACUACUAGUUCAUUAAAUAAAUUGACUAAAGUGACUUUUGGGAAAAAGUUAUCGGUUGAAACAACAACGAAGUCAUCUUUAAGGAAGCCUCCUAAAUUUAGAUGUAAUUAUAUGCUGAUUAUAUUGAUUAUGAUAGUUAAAGAGUGUCAUCUUAACUUCAGUGAUACUUUAAAUCGCAUAAGACGUAAGACUCAAUUCCUUCUUCCUUUACUUAUACUCUUGCAAUUGCUUAUGGCUGUACCAUUUACGCAUUGCACUAGUCCGCCAAAUACGAACCAGUCCUUAGCUGCAGCCAUGUCUGCUUCUAACUCAUCGGCAGCAGACUUAUUAUCAUCAUCGACAUCACCAUCCACAGCAAUUACAUCAACUGCAUCUUUAAGUAAUUUGAGUUUUCAAAAUAGAAAAAUAGCAGACCAAGAAAAACAUGGCCAAGGUCAGAGAUCUUCAGCACCAUCGGUAGUUUCACAAUUAUCAACAGCAUCAAGAAUAAGUGAAAUAUCACACCGUCCAACAGGUGGUAGUAGUAUAACAAGUUAUUUCGGUCACGAGGCGAAAAUUCGACGUGAUCCUAGUUUAAGUUAUACCAAUAGCGGUUGUCAUUCAUGUCAAAUGCGUGAACAAGUUAAAGCCGAUAAUCUAGAAUCGAUAAAGCGGCACAUUUUACUGCGCCUCGAGAUGCAGACAAUACCGAAUAUAACUGCCCCCCAGGUUCCACGUACGAUAAUAGAAAACUUUUAUAAAAGUCAUAGUUUCAAUGGAAACAAAAAAGGUUCGUCUUCAUCUUCAAUUCAUAACCAGCAAGAAAAUUCACAUUCAUAUUCAGAAGGAGCAUCUGACACGAAAAAUGGCUUAGUGUAUAAGACUUAUCCUUUAUCACAAUCUGAUACGUUAAUCGAUAGUAACAGUAAUUCAAAGGUCAACGGAGGAAUCAAGCGAAACGACAAUAAUAUGCAGGGCGAUGAUCCAAACAUUUUUCCAAGCGAUUUCGGUCAAAGUGUUGACCAUGAUGUGGACGAUGACGAUGACGAAGGAGGAGAAAAAGAUGAUGAGCUGCUGAGGAAUAAUCUAGAAGAUGAAGUUUUUUCUGUGAUCAAUAGCGUGUAUGUUUUUCCAACAAUGCCCCGUGUGCGACAUAAUCGAAAAGCUGAAAUACUCAAUUUUAAAUUUAAAGGCAGCGAACAUUCAACAAUAUCACAAGCUCUACUUCACGUAUAUAUUCGCGGUCGAGAUUGGAUGCAUGAAAACGAGCCAGUUCAAUUCGAUCAGAAAAAUAUAAAUGAUGAUCACAAUGAAAUCGUCAUAACAAUUCAUAGAGUUAUACGUCGUAUAAAUAGCACAAUUGCAACACAUACUGUGAACAUAAACGAAUCCAAGCAUAAGAUUCCAAACGGACUAGGUCAAUGGAUUUCGAUAGAUGUUACACAAUUAGUACAGGGAUGGGUAAGAAAUACGACAACAAACCAAGGAAUAGUGAUAAAAGCGGCCGAAGCUUGGAUGAGGCCAUUUAUUACAACAGGAGAUCUACCCAAUAAUAAAGCAUUUACAGUUUAUAUAGAAAUGCUAACAAAAGACAAUAGAAAACGUCGAACAAAACGUAACACGUCAAUGAAUUGCUCCGAGAGUGACAAUGAAGAACGUUGCUGUCGCUAUCCGUUGGUUGUCAAUUUUAUUGAAUUCGAUUGGACAUGGGUUGUCGCACCCACUCAAUUCAAUGCGUACUUUUGCAAUGGCGAAUGCAAGCUUGGUUUUUUAGAAAAGUACCCACAUACUCAUUUAAUGCAAUUAAGCACAGCACCACAACCGUGUUGUUCACCAACUAAAAUGAGUCCAUUAAGAUUGUUGUAUUUUAAUACAGAAAAUACACUGGUUAUGAGCACAAUACCUAAUAUGGCCGUUGAGAAAUGUAGUUGCUCUUAGUCCUUAUAUUGCUUUAUAAGAACAAUAAAAUCGUUAUAAAAUUUAUACCAAAAAAUACUUAGUGAUAAUGCACAAUACCAAAAUAAAUGGUGAUAUUUAAUAAAAAAAAAAAGAAUAAAACAAAAUAAUGCACUCUAUCUAAGUGCUGCCAAAAUUCAAAAUGAUGCAAAAAACAUAACAGUCUAUAAGAAAUCAUUAUCUUAAAUAUUAAAAUAUCUCAUAUCA
This is a messenger RNA of Eupeodes corollae, 4010 nucleotides long. RefSeq lists its product as uncharacterized. Gene Ontology annotation, molecular function: growth factor activity; cytokine activity. The transcript has 4 exons. The record is from RefSeq and is a predicted model, not a curated record. Gene Ontology annotation, cellular component: extracellular region. NCBI's taxonomy places the organism in Eukaryota, Metazoa, Arthropoda, Insecta, Diptera, Syrphidae. Gene Ontology annotation, biological process: SMAD protein signal transduction. Bases 1032 to 3785 code for a protein of 917 amino acids.